GUGAUUGUGUUUACGCGAUGGUCGGUUCAAUUUCAGCAAAAUUAGCGGGGCUCGUCUGAAUUUUUUUUUUUUACACCAUCACGCUUAAAAGGAGAUCCAUCAUGUCUAUGUCUCACCUGUACGGGCGAACGGGCGAUGGAAAUGACGAUGGAGUGGAAAUUGAGAAUUUCGAGGUAACGGAUUGGGAUUUGGCGAAUGAGUUCAACCCCGACCGCCGCCGGCACCGACAGACCAAGGAGGAGGCGACCUAUGGGAUAUGGGCCGAACACGACUCGGACGACGAGAGACCCAGCUUCGGGGGAAAGAGGGCCAAGGAUUACACGGCACCGGUCAAUUUCGUGAGUGCAGGUCUGCGCAAAACUGCGGCAGAGGAGAGACAACAGCAGCGGGGGUCCGAUGAUUCGGAGACAGAGGGUGACGGUCUCCCACCCCCGCCUCGCGAGGCUGCUCCCAAGAAGUUGCAGACGGGUGGGAACUUCAAGAGUUCCCAGAAGACUUUUGCUGGUGGCAUCAGGCCAGGACAAGAUCUGGGGCACUGGGAGAAGCACACCCGUGGGAUUGGCCAGAAGCUGUUGCAGAAGAUGGGCUACAUGCCGGGGAAAGGCCUGGGCAAGAAUGCUCAGGGUAUUGUGAAUCCAAUUGAGGCCAAGGUGCGGAAAGGGAAGGGGGCAGUUGGUGCAUACGGCAAUGAGAGGACUCAGCAGUCUCUGCAGGAUUUCCCAGUGGUCGACUCGGAGGAGGAGGAAGAGAAGGAGUUCCAGCGUGAGCUGGGCCAGUGGCGCAGAGAGCCAGGCGCAGGGAAGAAGAAGCCAAAAUAUUCCUACAAGACAGUGGAAGAGCUAAAGGCCCGCGGCAAGCUGGCAGGCAGGAGCAUGACAACCCCAGCUGGAGAACUGCCCCAAGUCAAGGUGAUCGACAUGACCGGGCGAGAGCAGAAGGUUUACUAUAGCUACAGCCAGAUAAGCAAGAAGCACAGCGUGCCGGAGGAGGUGCCGAUGAGCGUGUCCACCCGUGACCAGAAGCCCUCCGGCUUUGCGCUGCCCGAGUUGGAGCACAACCUGCAGCUGCUGAUUGAUCUGACAGAGCAAGACAUCCUGCAGAGCGCUCGGAGGCUGCAGCACGAGCGUGACAUGGUGGUGACCUUGUCGCACGAGAGCACGGCCCUGCAGCAGCGGAUGGCGGAGGAGCAGGAGGCGCUGAGGCGCCUGGAGGGGGUGAUGGAGCUGGUGGAGCGCUUUGAGGCGGCGGAGUCAGCGGGAGGGGAGAGCCAGGACGGGCCUCCCCUGACGCUGCAGGAAUGCGCGCACAUCUUCGAGACGCUGCAGAACGACUUCUACCAGGAGUACAAGGUGCUGGGUUUGGGCGACCUCGCCGUGGCAGUGGUCCACCCCCUCCUGAGGGAAAAGCUGCGGGGCUGGGACCCCCUAAAGGACAGCACACAGAAACUGGAGGAGGUGGGACAGUGGCGAGCAAUUCUAGAGUCAGGGCAGUCCCACCACAGCAACCCUGACAGCUCCCAAAUGGACCCAUACCACAGGCUGCUGUGGGAGGUGUGGGUGCCUGUGAUGAGGAGCACAGUGUCCCAAUGGCAGCCCAGGAAUGUGGGCCCCAUGGUGGACUGCGUGGAGAGCUGGGCCCCGCUGCUGCCCCUCUGGAUCCUGGACCACCUGCUGGAGCAGCUCAUUUUCCCCAGACUGCAGAGAGAGGUGGAGAACUGGAACCCCCUGACGGACACGGUGCCCAUUCACUCCUGGCUGCACCCCUGGCUGCCGCUGCUGCAGGGCCGGCUGGAGCCCCUGUACCCUCCCAUCCGCUCCAAGCUGGCCCACGCCCUGCAGCGCUGGCACCCCAGUGACGGCUCUGCCCGCCUCAUCCUGCAGCCGUGGAAGGAGGUCUUCACACCGGGAGCAUGGGAGGCCUUCAUGGUCAAGAACAUUGUUCCCAAGCUGGCCCUGUGCCUGGGAGAGCUAGUAGUCAACCCUCAUCAGCAGCACAUGGACCCCUUCCACUGGGUCAUGGACUGGGAGGGCAUGCUGUCUAUGUCCAGUUUGGUUGGGCUUCUGGACAAGAACUUCUUCCCCAAGUGGUUACAGGUGCUGUGCUCCUGGCUCAGCAACAGCCCGAACUAUGAGGAGAUCACCAAAUGGUACCUGGGCUGGAAGUCCAUGUUCUCUGACAUGGUGCUGGCCCAGCCACUGGUCAAAGAGAAGUUCAACGAGGCGCUGGACAUCAUGAACCGUGCGGUGUCCUCAGGAAUUGGUGGGUACCUUCAGCCUGGCGCUCGAGAAAACAUUGCGUACCUGACGCACACGGAACGGCGCAAAGACUUCCAGUACGAGGCCCUGCAGGAGCGGCGUGAGGCGGAGAGCGUGGCCCAGCGGGCCAUUGGGGCGGCCGGCGUGCCCACCAACUUCAAAGACCUGAUCCAGGCCAAGGCGGAGGAGAACAACAUCGUCUUCAUGCCCCUGGUGGCCAAGAGGCACGAGGGGAAGCAGCUGUACACCUUCGGCCGCAUCGUCAUCUACAUUGACCGCGGCGUGGUGUUUGUGCAGGGGGAGAAGACCUGGGUUCCCACCUCACUCCAGAGCCUCAUCGACAUGGCCAAGUGAGGUCUCAAAACACACAGGAACUGGAACACACAUAUUUUUUUAUUAUCGUUUCUGACUCUUUUUGUGCUUCCUUCUGGGAAACAUAGUUUAAGAGCCCUGCAUGGAAAAUCUAUUUGAUGUGUUUUAUGACGGGUGUGAAUCUGCAAUACAAAUCGCUUAAAAAGUGGGGAGAUAAGGAAUUGCAGGUGGAAAAAGUUCAAAUUCAAAUGCAUUAGGAAUGAACUAUGUUUCUCAAUAAAUGUGUGCUUGUUUUGGAGACCCUGUUAUAUUUCAUAAGUUGAAAGUAGUUAAGAUGUGGUGUAGAACAAGCACAGAUUUAUGCAUUUGUCUAAAGUUCUAAUAUGACAAGAUUUUCACAUGAGUAUUUUUUGUGGGAGUAGAAUAAAAUAAUGUUUGUGUCUGUUUGUUAGAGGAGAACAGACUGGAAAUAUACUCCUGUAAACUGUGAUUGUGUAAAUAACAGGAUUUUUGACGAGCUCAUCAUUCAGAUUGACUCUUCUAAGCAGUGAAUAUGUUUUCCCUGAAGGCUCAGCACUCGUUUGACCACUUUGCUAAUACACAGUGGAACUAGCAACAGCAAGUUUUUGUAACUUUGUGUAAACAAUUUGAAUUUGUAUUGUUUUGGUGGGUCUGGUCACUGGUCAUUUUAACCUAUCAAUGGUUGCAGAAAGGCUUU
Molecule: messenger RNA, 3285 nt
Organism: Megalops cyprinoides (Indo-Pacific tarpon)
Lineage: Eukaryota; Metazoa; Chordata; Actinopteri; Elopiformes; Megalopidae
Gene: tfip11
Product: tuftelin interacting protein 11
Exons: 14
Coding region: 102-2609 (835 amino acids)
Biological process (GO): spliceosomal complex disassembly
Cellular component (GO): U2-type post-mRNA release spliceosomal complex
Molecular function (GO): nucleic acid binding
Source: RefSeq, a predicted model, not a curated record